Messenger RNA from Pocillopora damicornis (cauliflower coral), 1468 nucleotides. RefSeq names its product ras-related protein ORAB-1-like. The record is from RefSeq and is a predicted model, not a curated record. NCBI's taxonomy places the organism in Eukaryota, Metazoa, Cnidaria, Anthozoa, Scleractinia, Pocilloporidae. Gene Ontology annotation, molecular function: GTPase activity; GTP binding.
GUGGCCUCUCUUUUCUUCUGACGUCACCUUGCGCAACAGCAGGUACCCUUAAAAAUUUCAACAAAGCCAACAUGACAAAUGAAAUUUUAUUUUCAUGGAUAUGGAAAUUAGCUCAUGAUUUGCCACAGAUAAGGCAGUUCCAACUAAACCAUUGAAAAAACUUUUGCUUUAACGAGCAGAGUCAAGCGUACCUUGUUGUUAUAUAUUUUCCUGAUGAAUGCGGAUUACGAUUAUUUGUUUAAACUUCUCCUGAUAGGGGACUCCGGCGUUGGAAAAUCAUGUCUCCUGAUCCGCUUCGCAGACGACACGUUUACGGACAGUUUUAUAAGCACAAUAGGAGUGGACUUCAAAAUAAGGACCAUUAAUGUUGAGGGAAAAAUCGUUAAGUUACAAAUUUGGGACACUGCUGGACAAGAGCGCUUUCGCACGCUAACGACAGCUUAUUAUCGAAGCGCACACGGGAUCAUCAUGGUAUAUGAUGUGAAUGAAAAGGAAACUUAUUUACACAUCGAUCAGUGGCUGGAAGAAAUAGAAAGAUAUGCUUGCGGCGGAGUGAACAAACUUCUUGUGGGAAAUAAAUGCGAUUUGUUGGGUAAACGCCAAGUUGAGUACGAGGUGGCCAAAAGUUUCGCGCAAAGACUUCAGAUUUCGUUCAUUGAAACAAGCGCAAAGGACAGAACCAAUGUUGACAACGUGUUUUAUACAAUGGCGGAAGAACUAAGAGAGAAGCUUGGGUCACCCCUGACUUCUCCCGAUGGUGGAGGUGAAAAUUUAAGCUUGAAAGACAGUACUCCGGUUAAUACAAGUAACUGGCCGAAAUGUUGCAGUUUUUCAUGAUUGAGUGGUAGUACUUGCGAUUGUUACGAAUAAUAAAAAGGCUCGAUAUUUGCUCAUAAACAAGACAAUCACUUCAAGAGAGAUUACGAUUAAAAAUAUUUGUCUUCAAGGAGUAUGGUGAAACUGUAACCUGCAUGCGCAACCACUAGGAAAGUGUAGUGUUGUAUUGGAAGUAAGGGACAUUGUAAAAUGGGUAAAGAAACACUUUCGAAAGCUUCCAUUGGAAAAUCAAAAUUCUUGAGAAAGACAAAGUACUAUUCAAUACAUAAUUGUGGAAGGAAUAUGGCUUUCAAAUGUUAUAUGCAAAAAGGGAAAAAUUUUUAGUUUUUGGACAGAUACAGUUUGAUUUCAACAUUUUGGGUAAAUUCCAAGUGCGUAUAUGUGUUUUUAUCAUUGUUAUUAUUAUUAAAAAUAACAAAAGAUGAAAAGUAGGGAUUCAGACUGACCAAGUUAAUAUUUUGCAGCUUUAAUAUUGGGAAUUGGAGGAGGUCUUUUAUUACCAACUAGAACGAAUCUCUAGCAACAACUAUAUCGGAAAAUCUAGAAUUUACAUCGACAUGAAAGUACUGACGCUUUACCUUGCAUGAUAGUUGGCCGUUUUGGUAGGCAAAUAAAAAAGCAAAAUAUGCAA